Molecule: messenger RNA, 1081 nt
Organism: Pseudogymnoascus verrucosus
Lineage: Eukaryota; Fungi; Ascomycota; Leotiomycetes; Thelebolales; Thelebolaceae
Exons: 6
Coding region: 198-941 (247 amino acids)
Biological process (GO): methylation
Molecular function (GO): protein-lysine N-methyltransferase activity; nucleic acid binding
Source: RefSeq, a predicted model, not a curated record
AAAUCAACAAUUGGUAUAUAAUUUUUUCGAGACCUAUUUUUGAAUUGCAACCCAAAGGUCAAUCAGUUGACUGAAAAAACGGGCUUGGAUAAAGUAGUCCUUCUAUCUCGCACGGCAAUUCUAUGGCGAAUUGGCCAAAAAAAUCCCUGAUUCUAUUUCGGAUACACUAAAAGAGCGCCACAGAGGGGACAUCCAAGAUGAGCGAAAUUCAUGAUGAUGAUAACGACAUUCCGAUGUUGUCGGGAUCCGCCCUUGAGGCGCUGAAGGAGUUUUAUGCAGAUCGUGAUGCAAAGGAGAAGGAGCUCGAAAACUUGAAGGCGAAGAAAAACACAGGAGAUAUCCUAUCAAUGGACACCUUCACAGAAAACUGGAACGAUUCUCAAUUUUGGUAUUCGCAAGAAACGGCUGAUAUCUUUGCUCGGGAGCUCCUCGCCAAGUGUGAUAACAAUUCAAGAAUUGCUGUCAUCUCAGCUCCAAGUGCCUUUGUUCAGUUGAAAAAUAUCAUUGCCUCGACAUCGAUGUCAGCCGACAAGAUUCCGGAGAUAUACCUUCUUGAAUUUGAUGAGCGCUUUAGCAUCUUCCCCGAGUUCGUCUUCUACGACUAUAAAUUUCCUCUUAAACUUCCACCUUCAAUGAAAGGUACCAUAGACCAUAUUAUAUGCGACCCUCCAUUUCUCAGUGAAGAUUGCCAGACCAAAGCUGCCUUGACGGCUCGAUGGCUUUGUAAGCCUUCGGGGGCUGCCCAAAGCCAGCACACUACGGAUCCAGCAUCACGAGUGAUAGUUUGUACUGGGGAACGCAUGAAUUCCCUAGUUAAUAAAUUAUAUGGGCCGCUAGGAAUUCAUACGACAACAUUCGAACCAGUGCACGCAAAGGGGCUCAGCAAUGAAUUUUAUUGCUACGCGAAUUUCGAGUGUGAUAACUGGAAGUGGAAAGAUUGAAUUAUCUGUCCACGGCUAUAAUACACCUUAAUUAGAGUCCGACUUUCGCGGAGUAUCCAUUAGUCAACCUAUGAUAAACUCCUUGCAAAUAUAACCUUCCUCGCGCCUGUUUCCGAGACUACCUACGCCAGAGACCGAAU